Molecule: messenger RNA, 1328 nt
Organism: Penaeus indicus
Lineage: Eukaryota; Metazoa; Arthropoda; Malacostraca; Decapoda; Penaeidae
Gene: Sbat
Product: N-alpha-acetyltransferase 38-B, NatC auxiliary subunit-like
Exons: 3
Coding region: 328-705 (125 amino acids)
Cellular component (GO): NatC complex
Molecular function (GO): RNA binding
Source: RefSeq, a predicted model, not a curated record
AUUUUAUGUCAUUUAUGGCUGUAUUUGUGCCGUUUUCUGUCUAAUAUCAGUAAUUCCACGGUGGCAUGAUAUUCCCUCGUUCUUCCUUUUGUUAAAUUAGGCUAGUUAUUAUCUUCAUUGAAAUUCCUCAAUUAUCGAAAGAAACAGAAUCCGUUUAAAGUCAUAAAAUUCCCAUCAAACUAAAAAAAAAAAAAAAAAAAAAAAAAAAAAAAAAAAUUACACCCAUCAGGCAUACAUUCCUCAAACCCACUUUUUAUCCUCUCCCACCAUCGCAUUGCAGGACUCGCCGGAUCUUGCAAGAGCGCUUUGCAACCGCGGCGGAGGAGGAUGAAGACCAGCGGCGAUUUCCGGGACCACCUCGUCGACCUGACCGACGACGGCUCCAGGCAGAACGACCAGAACGCAGAGAGGCAUCCCCAGAGGAAGAACACACCUGGACGAAUGAGACUGGAAAAAUGGCUACACUCAUCCAUGAAAAUUGAAAUGACAGAUGGACGGACUCUCGUGGGCUCCUUCGUAUGCACAGACCGCAAUAACAACAUCAUCCUUGGGUCUUGUACGGAACACCUUAGACCCGACGAGGAUGGGCGAGAGGAGGAACCCCGCGUGCUAGGCCUUGCUAUGAUUCCCGGAAGACACAUCAUCUCCAUCUGUAUAGACGAGGCUUCUCAGCCCCCCCAGCCACCUAGUAGUAUGUACACCUAGCAUAACAUUCAUUGCUGCGGGAGGCUGGCUGGGUAGGGGCUGAAGUACACAAGCGUAUUUAGGGUCUGGAAGGAAACCAUUGGAGGAAAGAUACGGAGGAUUUAGCAGCGUGCAGUCUGUCAGAGAAGGCUCAGAUGAGGUGCAAUUCGAUAGCAGUUGUCUGUGGCCUUUGGUAAAUGUGAUUCUGUGUUUGAUGAUGAGAGACGCUGAGAAAAUGUCCCCCAGGUUUUGGAUGUUUUACGAGUAUCAUGGUUGGAAAAUUGCAGUUCACAUAUUUUGAUAAUGCCAUUACUGAUGUGCACCAUUGCUUUUCACUGGUAUUACAGGAGAUCUAGUCACUGUUAUAACUUCUCCAAGUUGCACUGACAUAGGAAAAGAAGUUCUUAUUAUUAAUUGAAACUUGUGACUGACUCACCCGAAGAAAAAUAAUCUGAUUGAUAGUUCCCAAGAAAAGGUUUUCCAUGACAGUCAUGUAAUAUUCUUUAUAAUGUGGUUUUGUUAAACUGAUAAGAUUAAGCUGAGGUCAUUUUGAAGGAAUAUAUUCUUACAGAUAUACUACCUGUGACUCCUGUUUUGACACUAUGAUGUAAGAUUUUAUGAUCAAUAAAUCAUUAUAAGAAAAA